This is a messenger RNA of Pseudomassariella vexata, 552 nucleotides long. RefSeq lists its product as uncharacterized. The record is from RefSeq and is a predicted model, not a curated record. The transcript is spliced from 3 exons. Bases 1 to 552 code for a protein of 183 amino acids. NCBI's taxonomy places the organism in Eukaryota, Fungi, Ascomycota, Sordariomycetes, Amphisphaeriales, Pseudomassariaceae.
AUGCAGGGUCAAGAUGCAGGUACGAAGUCCCAGGACGUUAAAGAUCGGCUGAAUCCAUUUCUCAACCGGAGACGAUCCAACAUCAACAAUAGAUCACCUUGCCGCUCUCAGGCCCCUCUAUCCAACUAUCGGUACAUCAAUUCGGAAAUCGCAGAAUCUGCACGCUUUACAGACUACAUGAUUGUUGACAUUUCUGGAAGCUUGGGAUCCUGGAGGCUUUCGGAGUGUUCCCUAUUGAGCCUGCGCGCCUUGCAGGAUGCUGCAGGGUGUGUUAAUUCAAGCGGUGAUCUCCCUGGGAAAACGCGCUUCGUCGGCAACCGCUCCAGGACUGCGCUAGCAGGCGCCGAAUGGCACCUCCGCCUGUCCACCAUAGAGCUCCUCCUUAAUUUUGCUUCAUUCUCUCGUAAUUUUCUAUCAACCACGUUCACCCCACAACCACCAGCCAAUGACCCCGGUCGAAUGACCAGUCGAAUGCCCGCAUCAAGCAGCUCGCUUUCUAUGGACAAGUCAAUGUUGCUUUUCGUCAAUGGCCAUCAUUCAUUGCCGAAUUGA